Molecule: messenger RNA, 2296 nt
Organism: Triticum dicoccoides
Lineage: Eukaryota; Viridiplantae; Streptophyta; Magnoliopsida; Poales; Poaceae
Exons: 4
Coding region: 1-1968 (655 amino acids)
Source: RefSeq, a predicted model, not a curated record
AUGGAUGAUCUCGAGCGCCGGCUACAUCUGGUGGUGGUGAUGUAUGUGGGCGGGGCGCGGCCGGCCGUUUCUUGCGAGGAUGCGGCGGUGGCGAUCUCGGCGCAGCUGGGGAUUCAAAGGUUUCGUUUUUCAGUCCACAAGUUCCACCCGGAAGAUUUCUUUGUUGUGUUCGCGGCGCACGAGUUCAGGAAAAGGGCACUGAAGCAUCUUGGUGUCAAGUUCUUCAUCAAGCCAUGGCUUAGGCAGGCGCAAGCGGCUUCGAGGCUGAUGCGGGUUCAGGUUAAUGUCAUGAUCGAGGGUGUCCCGUCCCAUGCUUGGGCUCAAGAGACGGCGGCAGAGCUUCUUGGAAGUGCGUGCUUGAUAUAUAGCUUGGUGCCAGAGACGGCCAGCAAGGAGGAUCUGUCGUUGUUCAAGUUGAGGGCUUGGUGCGUGGAUCCUGAGGAGGUGCCGGUGUUUUGGAGGCUUUGGGUGCCGGAGCCACCGGAGCUGGUCUCUUAUUGCUCUCUGACUAUAGCGCCAGAAAAGCUCAUGUCUGCUAGGACUGCGUCGGCCGACGCACUCGGCGGCUCCGCGCGCUCCCACUCCCAAAACCCUCCUCCACUCCAGUCUCUAGGCCGUCCCACCACCACCGCACCGGCACCGAACAGCCCCACCCCCGCCCGCAGCAGAAUGCUCCGCCGCCUACCCGUUGCCGUGGCCGUCGCGGCCGCGGGCCUCCGCCGCUCCCUCUGCACGGCGCGCUCCCGCUCGCGCCCGCCGUGGGCCCUGAUCCAGCGCGCGUCGGUCGACGAGUCCGGGGCGCCGGCGCCGGCCGUGUCCUUCCGCGCCGGCGAAGCCCCGUCCGUCGCCGGCCUCACCUUCCGCGCCCACCUCGUCCACCCGCGCCGCCCCGGGGCCGGCGACGGCGGGUUCGUCUCGGGCCAGGUCGCCGCCGCCAGCGGCGACGGCCUCCUCCUCGUGCGCUUCUGCCACGCCCGCCUCGACGCCCACGCCCUCGUCUGCAACCUCUCCUGGGCCGGCACGGACGCGGACCCGGAGGUGGUCCGCUUCGUCUGCAACCCGCUCACCGGCGAGCUCUACCGCCUCCCGGACCUCGACGGCACCAAGAGGACCUCCGCCUGCCGCCACCUCGGCCUCCUCACCCAGUCCCAGGCCGGCGACGGGCCGCCUGAGAGGUACGCGGUGGCCGAGAUGUUUACUGAUGACGGAGGCCCGGAGGAGGAGGGGGACGGGGGCUUCGUCAUGCGCCGGUUUCUCUCGGAGACGGGGAAGUGGGACAAGGUGGCGGGCUUGCCGUCCCCGCUGCCCGCUGGGCGGAAGAUGGACAUCGACAACGCCGUGGUGGCCUUCGGCGACCGCCUGUGGUGGAUCGACGACAGCUGGGGCGCCAUCUCGGUCGACCCCCUCAGCGACCGUCCGGAGCUCCGCUUCGUCGAGCUGCCGAGAGGCAGCGUGCUCCCUCACCUGGACGGCAUGGCGUCGACGAGGACAUCGGGCAGCCACCGGCGCAUGGGGGUCAGCGAGGGGAAGAUGCGCUACGUCGAGGUGUCCAAGGAGAAGCCAUAUGUGAUCAGCUUGUUCUCGCUGGACGACGGGGGCAGCUCCUGGACGCUGGACCAUGAGACGGCGUUUGCUCCGAUUUGGGAUGAUGCACUCCUCUGUUCGGCACCCUUGGAGCAAAUGCUGGCAAUUGGCGCCAUCAACCCACUGAAAGCCAACAUCGUGUACCUUGCCUGCGGCGACAAAAUUCUUGGCGUCGAUGUGGUUACUAAGAAGAUAACUGGGAUUUCUGGUCUAGCUAUAGCAGUACCAGAUCAUCCCCUACUACCAUGUGUGCUUCCAACCUGGCUGGAAUCAAGCCAAAUUCCAUCUGCAGGUUGGAGCAAGAAAAACACCCUUAAAAGUGAGGUAUCGCCAAACACUGUCAAAAGGGAGAAUUUGCAUGUCGAAAUAGAACUGUUGAAAUGAAGUGCACCAGCUAAUCUUUCUUGUGGUUACUCAAAAAUGUCAAAUCAGAGUUAUUUUGGAGGAUUAGGAAGCUAAUGGUGGUACUUUCCUGAAAUCUCAUUUUGGGGGGGAUUCCUUGAGAAGUUUGGGUAUAUUAGGAUUUGCUGAUGCACUUCCUCAGUCACAGUUUGGGCAAAAGUGGCGGGAAGCUUACCGUAUUUUGGAUUUACUUGUGCGCUGUUGAAUUCAGUAGAAUGGUUGAUUCCUUAGUCAAUUCAGCAUGUAAAAAACGAUAGCAUGACGCAACGUUAUGCCCUCUUAACUUCGAAUGAAUUAAUAUCUUUUGGAA